Ooceraea biroi (clonal raider ant) is the source of this 993-nucleotide messenger RNA. Its product is annotated as 1,2-dihydroxy-3-keto-5-methylthiopentene dioxygenase. Gene Ontology annotation, molecular function: acireductone dioxygenase [iron(II)-requiring] activity. NCBI's taxonomy places the organism in Eukaryota, Metazoa, Arthropoda, Insecta, Hymenoptera, Formicidae. The record is from RefSeq and is a predicted model, not a curated record.
UUGUUUGAAAUAUUGUUUGAUUUUGAUCGAACGACAAUGGUGCGCGCUUGGUACAUGGACAACAACACCGACGAUCAACGAUUGGAACAUCACCGGCAACCGCCGAAAUUCGUAUCGCUGGAAGACCUCUUCACGCUUACGGGUGUCGAGUAUUUUCAGAUAAAUCAUUUAAACUAUGGAAUGGAUGCAACCCUGAAAACAUUAAGAGAGAAUCGUGGUUAUUCGUACGAAGAUGAGAUAACGUGCUCCAAAGAGUGUUUGCAAAAUUAUGAAGAAAAGUUAAAACAUUUUUUCACCGAACAUCUUCACACCGACGAGGAGAUACGUCUAGUUCUGGAUGGAUCAGGGUACUUUGAUGUACGAGACAAGGAAGAUCAAUGGAUCCGCAUCGCAGUGACGGCUGGUGAUCUCAUAAUUAUACCCAGUGGGAUUUAUCACCGUUUCACAUUGGAUACUAAUAACUAUGUAAAGGCCAAACGAUACUUCAUUGGUGAGCCAGUUUGGUUGCCGUACAAUAGACCAGCUGAUGAAAUGGAAUGCCGAAAACAAUAUCUGAGACAAUUACAUAAAGGCUUUCAAGCGCCUUCACUUUAACAUUUUAAUAAUUUUCGAUGCUCGGAUAGGAGGGAGCGAGACAUAAUGGCCACUGGACGCGAUAGGCGAUGAGCGACAUCCAAUGAGAGCUCUGCUAGAGAUAGAGAUAGAGAGUUUGGAAAAGUAGAGCUCUCAUUGGAUAUCGCGUUUAGUAUGCAGUGGCCGAGUGGCCAUGAGACACAAUUUUCUCUUUAACAAUUUGGAGUCAAUAUUAUAAAUAUAUGAGCUUCCAUGAAAGUAUAUCUUUUUAUACUUUAUAUACGAGUACGUAUAUAUAUAUUCUAUAUGUCAAAAUAUAUAUUACAUAUGCAGUACGUUUAUAUGAAACUAACGUUGUAAUUACAAUAAUAAUUGCAAUCCUUGUAAUGCAAAAUAAAAGCAGCUAUAUAUUCAAUCUCU